Messenger RNA from Boleophthalmus pectinirostris (great blue-spotted mudskipper), 3011 nucleotides. RefSeq names its product melanoregulin (gene mreg). NCBI's taxonomy places the organism in Eukaryota, Metazoa, Chordata, Actinopteri, Gobiiformes, Gobiidae. The record is from RefSeq and is a predicted model, not a curated record. Bases 463 to 1179 code for a protein of 238 amino acids. The transcript is spliced from 6 exons. Gene Ontology annotation, cellular component: melanosome. Gene Ontology annotation, biological process: melanosome transport.
AUUCAUGAGGACAGAUGAAGUGUGUUUAACGUUACUGUUCGGAGAGGGGACGUCCUGGAGGCAAAACACCAAACGCACAGAGGAGCUGCUGGCCUCAUGUGAUAAGACUGUGACUGUCUCCUGAGCGCUGGGGGUGUGAAGGCUCCACCAGAGGAGAAGAAGAAGGUCCUCACUGCUCCCAAAGCCAAAGACGAGGGCUGGAGCUGAAGAUCUCAGCUGGACAUACUGUGUGAGGAGACCCGAUACCGGAUAAUAUUACUGUGUGUGGUGAUCGCAAAAGCAAUGGGGAGCUGGAAAUAGGCCUCCAAACCAUCAAAAUCUCCACGGUGGACCUUCUAGACCUACCCCACCUUCUCAGGCAGCUAUCCACCAACGUUUUGCAAAAAGAAGGUUCAAUCCAAGACCUGAACCCUGGAACCAUCUGUGAUUUUGUGUACCUCUUUUUGGUUUGACUGUUUUUAGAUGGGGUCAGCGUUUGGGAGGUUCUGUAUGCAGUUCUUUUGCUGCUGCUGCGUCGCAGACGAGGAGGAUGAGGACGAAAAGGAGCCACUGCUGCCGCCUGACCCACUGGAGUAUUUUAACCGUGAAGUGCAGAAGCGCAGAGACGAGGAAACCAACCUGUGGAGCACCCCAGGAGACCCCAGCCACUCUGAGAGGGACGAUGACCGGACCCUGUACACCCUGAUCCAGGCACGCAACAAGACACGCAUGGGCUCUACGGGUUACAGACGUUUAAGUGUGGACAUUGAAGCCAUGAGAGACACACGGCGAGAAGUACGAGACAAGUGGAAGACCAUACUGGAGAACUUGGGUUUCAUGGCGGAGGCUGACUCUCUCCUGAACGUCUCUGCCGGAGCGUCUCAGGACCGCAUGAGGAACGCGGCGGCGGCUCGGUCAAUGCUCAACAUGCUCCACACCGAGACGUCCAUCUUCAACAGCAGCAAGGACCCCCCACCAGAGAGAUACCUCUUCAUCCUGGAUCGCCUCAUAUACUUGGACAUAGCGGAGGAUUUUGUAGCCAAGGCCAAACGUUUCUACCCCCCCAAAGACGACGACGACUCAGACGAGGACCCCACAGGGCUGGGGAUCAACCUGCCGCUGCUGCUGGCGCGUGUUGAGGCCAUGAACGGAGCUCAUGACGAUGAUGAAGAUGAGAGCGACGCCAGUGACAGAUCCUAAAGCCGCAGUACAUCACACUGACACUAGGGGGCAGUGGUUUACAAGCUAGAACACUACAUGAGUUUGUGCAUAACUAGGCCUACAAGUUUUCUGCAGUUUAAAAUGGAAAUUACAUUUACCACACAUCUUUUCUAUAUAAAGGUGUAUUAUGUAACAUUUCUGGUGGAGGGUCUGCUACCUGCUUGUUUCCUGAGAACUGUAUUGCUUCUCCUGGAAAGUUCCACAGUAUUGCUUUUUACCUUUCUUCUACUAAAGUGUUUUUGUUGCUGAAAAAAAUCCCGGAAAACAUGCAUUGUUUCUGUGAGCAGGGUUGCCUCUUUACAGAUCUGAUCUGUAACUUGGCCUCGUGGCGUCACCAGCUUGUGUCUAUGAAAAUAGAGAAAUUUAAUGCCAUACUGUGAAACAUUCUAUGCAAAGCAGUGACAUUUCCAAGUCGCUGGGGAACCCAACACCAGAAAUGCACCUUUAAUGGUCCUAUAUUAAGCAAAAUGUACUCCUGUGAGCUGUAAGUCAUGUUAUAAUGUUGUUACCUCAUCAAAAACAUCAUUCACACAUGUCUGAGUAAUCCUCUAUUAUUAGACUGUCUGCAUCUCCAAAGCUCAAAUUCCACCUUAUGAUGUCAUGAAGCAGGAGUUUUCAAGAUAACAGCUACCUUUAUUUCCGAGACAAUUCAUCCAAUCAUCCAAAUGAUUCUACUGUAAGUACACUACCUGUCAAAAGUUUUAGAACACCACACCUUUUCCAGUUUUUUACUCUUUACCGUUUACUGUUGACCAAAAUAUAUUCUAAACUUUUGAUUCAUGAAAGUGUCCACCUUUGGCAGAUAUAAGAGCUGAACACACUCGUGGCUCGUUCUUUUUACAAUAGAAAUCAAAUAUUCUUCACUAAGUUCUCCCCAAGUCUGUUGCAGAAGUUUCCAUAAAUGCGUGGCUCUUGUAGGUUGCUUAGUUUUCACUCUUCUGUCCAGUUCAUCCCAAAACCAGCUCAGCAGUUCAAGGGGUUUAAGUCUGGAGACUGUGCUGGGCACUUCAUGUUUUGAAGAUCACUAUCUUGUUCUUUUUUCCUGAGGUAGUUUUUUCAGAGCUUGGACUUGUGUUUUGUUAUCUUUUUUUUUUUUCUUAACCUCUGGCUGUUCAGUAUUUACCAUUGUACCAUUUAAAUCUCUUCAUUGGACUUGCACAACUUGAACUGCAAUAAAUAACUGGAAAAAAUUAGGGUGUUCUAAAACUUUUGACUGGAAGUGUAUAUGGAGUUUAAAAACCACAGUGGAGCACUUUCUGUUUUACCAACUGACAUCACAAGGUGGAACAAGUAGAAUGAACUUUUUUUUUGUUUGUUUGUAAAUAUGCAGGAUUUAUGUGUUAAACAUGUGUGAAUGAAACAAAACAGAACUCCAGGUAUGUUUUUGAUGACUAAACAUUAUUACAUAGAUUGGAAAAUAUUGUAAUAGAUGCCCUCGUCCUGGUCAAAAUCAGGUGUUAACCAACAUACAUUUGAUCAUAGAAAACAUGCUGACUUGUACAGUAUUUUCUGUCUCUUUUUGUGAACCUGGAGGGCAGUUCUGUUCAUUUUGUCCUAUGAUUAUCAGCCCUUACUGCAGCAGAAUCACAUGAUCGGGAGUAAGCAUCCAUAAAUAUCCCAUAUUUCUCUUAAAAGCCCCCUUCACUUUGCUUAAGAAUACAAGUCAGUGGCAUUAGGCAGUGGAGGUGUACAGGAAGUCAUGUAAGUGGUGCAUCUGGGAAGUAGUGUAAAGGUUGUCUAUAGGAUAACUCAGUUGUGUGCUCUGUGUGUAUGUGUUUAAUGCUGAAAUAAAGUUGUAGCCUAAAGCGCAA